This is a messenger RNA of Cylas formicarius (sweet potato weevil), 2403 nucleotides long. RefSeq lists its product as uncharacterized. Gene Ontology annotation, biological process: DNA integration. The record is from RefSeq and is a predicted model, not a curated record. Gene Ontology annotation, molecular function: nucleic acid binding. The transcript has 5 exons. Bases 1 to 2403 code for a protein of 800 amino acids. Lineage: Eukaryota; Metazoa; Arthropoda; Insecta; Coleoptera; Brentidae.
AUGUAUCGUCAAAUUUUGGUUAAUCCGCUUCAUACGGACUACCAACGAGUUCUUUGGCGCAACACGCCUAACGAGCCUGUAAAGGACUUUCGAAUAAACCGAGUCGUGUACGGUCUUUCUUGUUCGCCUUACCUCGCAAUACGAUAUCUGCACCAAUUGGCGGUCGAGGAAGGGCAUAAAUAUCCCCUAGCUGCCAAAGCCCUUAAAAGGAACACCUACGUUGACGAUAUUGUCGUCUCUUGUUGUUCGAUCCAAACCGCUUUAGCUUUGCGCGAUGAACUCAUCGCAUUAUUAAACACGGGCGGUUUCGAGUUAAAGAAAUGGUCCAGAUUAGAAUGGGAUGCUCCAUCCGAUACCUUCCGAUUUAAAGUGAAGGCUUUUGAUUCCGGUUGCACGAAGCGACUCCUUUUGUCCAACUUAGCACGGAUAUUCGACCCCUUAGGCUUUCUAUCUCCCGUCACUCUCCUCACUAAGCAUAUCAUUCAAAAAAUUUGGUCUCAAAAAAUCGGUUGGGACGACAAACCCUCAACGAUGUGGUUCGUUGGUGGGAGAACCGUGUUAGCGGCUCGCUUGGUGUCAUUUGUGGCCACGGCUAUUAAGUCAUCCGAUAUCGAAGUUACAGAUAUUUUCUGUUACUCUGAUUCCACGGUUACUCUGGGUUGGUUGAGAUCUUCUCCGCACCGUUGGAAGACUUUCGUCAGUAACAGGGUGUCUUUUGUUCAGGAAAGAGUUAAUCCUUCCAGUUGGCAUUAUGUCUCAUCUAGAGAGAACCCCGCUGACCUUGGAUCCCGUGGUUAUUUACCUUCCGAGUUAGUGAACAGUUCUCUAUGGUGGGCGGGGCCAUCCUUUUUGCAUUGCAAUCCCAUUAUUUUAGAACGUGACCCCACCGACGUCCACGACCACGAAUUGGAGGCUCGCACCUUAAACCUCCAUACCACCCAAGCUUCCACAAAUUUUCUAGACACCAUGCUCGAGAACUCUUCAUCCUUAAACAAAUGUGUUCGGUCGCUGAGUUAUUUGGUACGUUACGUGCAUUACUUGCGUAAAUCGAAUAAAUUGGAAACCGGUUUUCUGACAUCCUUCGAGAGUUACAAUUCUCUGUUAAUUUUCGUAAGACGCUCGCAAGACCUAUUUUUUAGUCACGAACUCCGUCUUCUUAAGGAUGGUAAACCUCUUGCUAAAAAUUUCAGGAAACUAUCUCCAUUUCUUGACGAUGUUGGAACUUUGAGAGUGGGUGGACGAUUAAGCCAAGCAACCAUUUCCUACGAACGUAAAUUUCCUGCGUUACUUCCUAGCCAGUGCCGAUUAACUGAGAUGAUUAUCGAGUCGACUCAUGUACAGUAUUUACACGCCGGCAUCCAAACUGUCCAAAUUUCCCAGCGUUUCUGGAUUCUUUCUCCAAAACGAGCAAUCCGAAGGGUUUUGUCCAAAUGCGUCAAAUGCUUUCGAGUAAACCCCACGUCGCCUGUUCCUUUAAUGGGAAACUUAUCCAUAGCGCGCAUUUCCGAACUUAAGCCCUUCAGCACCGUCGGCGUCGAUUUCGCAGGACCUUUCCCAAUUUUAAUGUCCAGGAUUCGAAAGGCACCGAUCCUUAAAGCAUACCUAGCACUCUUUAUUUGUUUCUCCACCAAGGCUGUUCACCUGGAGCUAGUGUCAGAUCUGUCCACGAGCGCAUUCUUAGCUGCCUUUAAACGAUUUGUCAGCCGCCGCGGCAGAUGCGAUAACAUUCAUAGCGACAACGGCACAAACUUUUCUGGGGCAAGUAAAGAAUUAAACAGGCUGGCUGAAACCGCCGCCAAUCACCACUACAUUAAGUGGCACUUUAUUCCCCCCUCAUCUCCACACUUUGGAGGACUAUGGGAGUCCAACAUCAAAACGGUUAAGGGUCACAUAGCCCGUACGAUUGGGGAACAGGUAUUAACUUUUGAGGAACUCUACACUUUAUUCACCCAAGUUGAAGCGAUAAUGAAUUCGCGUCCGUUAUGCCCUCUAAGUGAGGAUCCGAACGACUUGAAUGUUUUAACGCCCGGGCACUUCCUCACAAUGGAGCCUUUGAACGCCCCUCCCGAGGACCUCGUGCAACACGUCCCAAUCGCCUUUCUCGUUGGCAGCUUCUCUCCAAAUUUCACCAACAGAUCUGGACUCGAUGGCAAGGGACACAACUUAAUCACGGGGCGUUUGAAAACGCCAGUGCUUGUCCGGACGGUAGCCACUCGGACGACACCAUCAGGUCCGGGAUGGACUUCGCUUAAACGAGCAAUUGUAAAGGAGACCAUCAAGUCCAGAUCUGUUGGUGAAAUUUGGAGAGAAGCUGCCAACGAGAAAGGCGAUUGGGACGUGUUGCACGAGGUCCUCGGGAGGGGCGUUCAAAGGCUCCAUUGUGAGGAAGUGCCCGGGCGUUAA